AUGCUCAGCCAUAUCUUGUUCAAGGGUGCAAGGGUCAGUGCCGGUCAAUGCAUAGGUUACGGAAAAGGAGUUUUAAACCAAAAAGUGACUUACCACACUUUCCCAAAAGAUGAAAACAGAAUCGAAAAAUGGAUAAAACAUUUACACAGCAGUGUCGAAAAUGGAUCUUCAGCAUACAGCCUCCUAAAAUUCAGUGAUUACACUGUUAUUAGUAGUGAUCAUUUCGAAGAAAACUGUUUUUCUUUUUCAGUUACUGGAAAUACCAAAAUAUUGAAGAAAUCUGCUGUUCCAACGUUGUUCAACAAGGUGGCAGUCAUUCAGGCAAAUGAACAGAUUAAUAUGCCAAAUAAAAGAAUUCUGAUGAUGCACAACGGUAAUGCUUCAACUCAACCAAUUCACAGUUCUAUCAAUUCAACUCAAGACGCAGGCUUAACAAUUUUUGACUUGGUUAAUCGUGUUGCACCCAUCAACCACGUUGUAAAGCAAGGAAUAAAAAUUAUUGCUCCAACAACCGUUUCUAUUAAUGUUGAAGAUUGGUGCAUUCCGACUGACAUUCCGCCUACAGCUGUAACAUCUGUUGAAACGAUGGAACAAUCCUUGAAUGUUGUGAGUUCUCUUGAAAAUGAGGUUACUGCGAAAGCUAGUUCAUCCAAAAAGAUUUACAGAAAGCAAAAUGGAAGUCCUUUUACGGAAAUAAGUUGCAACGUUACCAGUAUAUGAUGAAAAAACUUCGCAAAAUGGCAAGCAGUUUGCAAAAAUCUGUGAAUAAGAUAACCACGUUAGUUGGCGAAGAGAAUAUUGAAUUAUUGAAAGAAGAUCCGCGAAUGAGAAAAUGUAUUACGUGUGUUAGAAAAAUUAUUGAACAAGAGGGAAAUAAGAACUGUGAUGCAAAUGCCAAAUCUUCCUU
This is a messenger RNA of Daphnia magna, 907 nucleotides long. RefSeq lists its product as uncharacterized. Gene Ontology annotation, molecular function: sequence-specific DNA binding. The transcript has 5 exons. The coding region runs from base 1 to 720 and encodes 239 amino acids. NCBI's taxonomy places the organism in Eukaryota, Metazoa, Arthropoda, Branchiopoda, Diplostraca, Daphniidae. The record is from RefSeq and is a predicted model, not a curated record.